UCCAAUCUAAAACUAAGUCUCUCACUUUCUUAGUUUCCUGUGGACCGUGGGAAACACCCAAUUCCCAUCUCUAUCAAAGGUUGGUCCACAAUUUCUCUCAUUUUCUCAUCUCAGUGAAGAUGCCGCUCCCAUGGAAGAAAACCCGGGUGGGGCGGAUUUCCCAAAUGGUGGCGGAUCUACAAUCCCCGAAAAAAGGGGGAUCGCUAGUUGUCCAGACUGGAUUCCCUGCUUCUCUUAUAGAUCUCUUCGUCAAAAACCGCGAUCGGUUGAGAAAACGGUCGAAAAAUAACAACAAGAAGAAGAAUUCGGAAAAAAGGUCGGAUUUUGACUCUGUUGACCGGGUCUCCGAUCCGAUCGUGUCGUGUUCUGAAAAGGGUUCCGGUGAUUCGUCGAUUUUGGCGGUACCCAGUUCGGGAGAGAUCGAGAAUUUCACCGCCGGAGAAGAUGGUCAUGGUGUUUCGGAAGACACUGGUUCUCGGGUUUCGGGUGAAAUCGAGGCGGGAAGUUCUGGAAUUGUUGUUGAGGAAUCGGGCCGUGGAAGCUGUGGAGAUUUGACUUCGGUUUUUGUGGCGGUGGCGAAGGUGUUUGCGGUGGUGGCUUUGGCUCUGUGCACCACCAAGUUCGCCGUUGGGAUCACGCUGUCUGCUUUUCUGCUUUUGUUUCUGGAAUGCGUGGGUAAGCACUUUUCUUGUUUAGCGAAACCUUGCUCGAAUGCGAAAUCGGCUUGGCAAUAUAUGGCUAAAAGGAUCGGCUAUGCAGUAUUGGUUUUGAGGAGUGAUGUGAUUGUGAAAGAAAAGAGUGAUGGUGUUGUGUUUGAAUUGGUUGAACCUGGGGUUGAAUCAGACUCUUCAUUUGAAGAGAUUGAGGUUGUGGAGCUUAAGAGUAGUGGUAGUGUGCGUAUUGAUGAAGGUAUUGGUCAGAAGAGUUUGAUUGAGUAUUUGAAUAUGGAUGGUGAGAAGUCGGAGAAGAUUGAGACGGGUGAUCAUACUGAGGACUUGUCGGUUUCGGUUUGUAAGAAGAGUAAGAGUAAGGGUAGAAAGAGGUGUGUGUCUAAUAUGGGAGCAAAGCUUAUCAAGAGGUUUAUGCCUAAGAAAUUGCGUAAGAAGAAUCGGUCUGGGGCGGAGCCGGAGCCAAAGCUUAGUGAAGUUUGUGUUGACGUGGUAGAAGAGGGAUUGGUAGAACAAGAAAGCCAAAGAGAAGGGUUCAGUGCUGAGGAAGAAGAAGGUGAAAACAGUUCAAUGGUGUCAGUAAAUUCAGUAAAUAAGUGUGAAAAACAAGAAGCUGAUGGAAUAGUAACUUCAUUGAUUGUUGGAAAGAAGGGAACAGAAAGCAAAGGGAAUUUUGGGUAUCUGAUUCUGUUUUUGAUAGCUCUUGCUGGACUUGUUGGAGGUCGGGUUUUAGCUCUGAUGCUUAUAAUCACUUGGUGCUUUAUGUUGAAGGUGAUUAGGUCUUGGAGCAGUUCAGGCGAUAUGCCCCUCCCCCUGAAAAGGUGUUCUUUCCCAAUUUCCUUGUAGAAAUGUGGAGUUGUUAUAGACUUAUAGUGAUGUUCUUUUUUUAUUUGGCUUCAGAUAUAGUGUUCUUAAGUCUCAAACUGUAGUCUGGCACUGAAAGCUUAGUGUGAUAGAAUUUCCAACCUUUUCGUUGGCAACCCAGCUUGAGGUGUUGUACUCUAAACUGUAAAUUGUUGCAGAUACAGAUUAUAAUAUAGUUCUUGUUUUUGUUUCCUUGUAUCAA
Molecule: messenger RNA, 1734 nt
Organism: Rosa chinensis
Lineage: Eukaryota; Viridiplantae; Streptophyta; Magnoliopsida; Rosales; Rosaceae
Exons: 1
Coding region: 120-1514 (464 amino acids)
Source: RefSeq, a predicted model, not a curated record